GUCCCGCUUUAUGUCGCGGGAAAGGGAAACUAGCGUUCUGAAAGAAAGUGCAGACAGUUAACGUUAGCUAGCUGUGUGAUUGUAAGAAACUGAUAAAAGAGGGUUCACAUCGACUGGUUUCAUAAAAAUCGCGAUUAAGAUAUAUUGAUAGUCGUUUUGUUCAGUACGUUUUCGUUUCUCUAUUACGUUUAUCUACUAGUAAGUUCAUAAUAUUUUGAGGUAGGAAGCUUAACGUUAGUGUUUUCCAAAGUUGACAGGCGUCAACGUUAAAUUAGUUAACGUCAAUUUGUUGGAACCCAGUCUGCAAAAUCAGUGAAAUUAACUUUCGUUACAUGUGUUUACAACAGUUUGCAUCAGUAACAUGCUAACGUUGUGUCAACAACAUUAACCUUAGGUGGCGAUGUUACUCGAGACUUAGGAACAGAAGUGCAACCUGCUAAUGUAUAGGCAGGCAGGCAGGCUGUGACUAACUUGGAGCAUCAUGUCUCGUCGCCUGACCAAAGAAGAGUUGGACCUUCAGUUUGAACAGUUUCUGAAAGAGUCUGUGUCUGAUGACUCUGUGGAGUUAGGCUCUAAGGUCCCCAGCGUGCUAGACAGCCUGGGCAAACCACCACCACCAAGGGCAGAGAGGCAGAAGACAACUCCUGCUCGGCCUUGGUGGCAGGAUGACGACAAUGAUGAUUUUGGUUUGCUGGGCCCUGGUAGAACAUUCCGGAAGUCUCUGAGGAAGUCCCAGCCUAUCCAGGAGGAGGAUGAGGAGAAGCCUCUGAGACGAGCAUCUGGAGAUGAAGAGGGGGAACUGGGAGUGGCAGAGAGGUCCGCAAUUGGCUUUUUCAGCAGGGACAGCCUGGAGCCUGAUGACUCGGUCAUGGCGUCAGGCCCUGUGGACGUGGCGUCCCACUCGGGGCUGGACACUCUGGAGGAGGAAGAGGAGGAGGAGAGGCGUCGCUUCUUCGCCCGUCUGGAGGGUGGUGCCAACUCCACCAUUGACUACUCUCGCCUCAACCGUGAGCUGGAGUCAACCGGCUCCACCCUCACCACCCUGCUCAGGAGGACGGAGGUGCCUGAGGAUCUGAAGGAGGAGGAAAAUAAACUGUUUAAACCUUGUGAACCUGAGAAAGUCUCUCCAGGCGGCUCCGCUGACUACAGCGAGGACUUUGAUGAGGACGAGGUCAGCGAGAGGCAGAAGGAGCCACAGGAGCAGAGACCAAAUAAGCCUGGCAUGCUGGCUAAAGUGUCGCUGCAUGACUCACUAAACUCUACUGAUGGAGCGCUGGCCCCUGCGGAGGCUUCUGCUGGGAGCAGCGAGGAGGAGAAGGAGGAGAAGCAGGGGGGGAGGAGAGAGGACGGUGAAGCCCACACUACUGAGGCCCCAGCAGGUCAGUCCUAUGGUCAGAGUGGGGCCAGUGAGGUGGAGGCCUUGCAGGAGGCUUACAGGCAGCUGAGCCGCUCAGUGGAGGAGUCGGAGGUCAAAGAGCAGAGGUCAUUUCUGGCUGCAGGAGGCAUCACCAGCCAGACCCUGUUCCCUGCAGACCCCUUCACCUCCAUGCUUAAGCCUGCUUCCACCACAGACUCAGAGCUGCCCACUGCUGAGGAGCUGAUGCGCCCCAUUGGUCCAGACUCCAGCUUCGCCCGCGGCUUCUCUCUUCAUCCAGUCAGUGAGGUGGAUCAGCAGGAGGGGGUGAUGAGGGUGCAGGAGGGUCAGCAGGAGGAGGUGGUGAGGGAGCCACGAGAGAAGAGCCCAGCCAGGGUACGACCGCUGGAUGAAGAGAAGGAGGAGGAGGAGAGGCCGGUCUCAGCCACGUCACACCGCCGAGGCAUCGCCGAGGAGGUGCGCAGACUCAUGGAGGAGCAGGAAGAGGAGAAGACUUCCAGACGACAACCCCCCAGCAACAAGGCGAAGGCCAGGAAACGACAACCUGCUUGGCGACCGACCAUCUUCGCCCCCAAGAUCCCCCCUGCCAAGUCCAGUCCGGCCCAGCCCGCUGCAAAGACCCCUGGGACGGUCCGCACCGGACACACGGCUAAACCUCCGUCUCCACUUGUCCACAGGAAGCACCAGAAUCAGGAGCAGCCUCCCAGCAGAACCAGCAGAAUCCCCAUUCUGGGACAGACGCAGGCAAUCACAGCAGCAGACUCGAAGACCAGCCUGCGUGUGAGCAGUGACCUGGUGGCCUCAGUGCAGUCGUUUGCAUCCUUCCUCCAGCAGCAGAUGGAGGCCAGCAGCGACAGCCUUCGUAAAAGCCUCAAAGUGGACACAGCCCACACCCCAGCACUCCCAAAGCCCCCAGAAGAGGCAGUGGAUGGAGGUGGAGGAGGAGCUGGUGCUGAGGGGUCGGGGGCUACCCUCGUGAUGCCCACCCCAGCGGAGAGGAGCUCCCAGGAGCGCCUGAGACUCCAGCUGGCCCAGAGGGAGAUGGAGCUGCACCUGAGGGAGCAGGAGCUCCAGGAGGAGCGCAGCCGCGAGAUCAGCAGCCUCAAACAGGAGAACUACCUGCUGCACAGCAAGCUUCGACAAGCAGAGGAGGCGAGCCAGCCAGGAGCACAGAGUACAGGCCAGACGGGGGACCGGGUGUCCGAGGAGAAGCUUCGGCACCUGGAGAAGGAAGUGAGAGAGCAGGAGACCCUACUGCAAGGCUACCAUCAGGAAAAUGAGAAGCUCUAUCUGCAGGUAAAGGCCCUUCAGGCGCAGAACAAGCGUAACGAAGAGGCCAUGUUCACCGAGAACCAGAGACUCCACCAUGAGUUGGCCAUUGCUAGGGAUAAGCUGAGCCGGAACAGUGUGCAAAGGACGGUGGGAGUUGUAGGCACAAGCGAAGAAGGCUACAAUGUGGCAGAGCUGCUGGCACAAGUGAAAACACUAGAGAGGGCAGAAGCCAGACUUCAAGAGGAGGCUCGCAGACUGCGGCAGGAGAAGCAAGCCUUGCAGGUUGACCUGGAUAUAAUGAAGAAGGAGAGAGACCUGUCCAAGAUCCAGACUCUACACACUUCAGGUGACCUGGGCUUUGAGAUGAAGGUGCAGGAGCAGAGGCAUCAGGAGGAGGUGGCUGCCCUGAGGAAGCGGCUCCAGUGGUAUGCUGAGAACCAGGAACUGCUGGACCGAGACGCAGGCCGCCUGAGGGCAGCCACCGCUGAGGUCAAGGUCCUCACUGAACAGGUGGACAGGCUGAAAUCUCAGGUGGACAGCAGAGCCAGCCAGCAGCAGAGGAGGAUUAGGGAGAGGGCGGCCGACGCCAAGAGGAUCCAGGACCUGGAGCGACAGGUCAAGGAGAUGGAAGAGAUCCUCAGACGUCGGCACCCUAACUCCCUCCCAUCCUUGAUGUAUGCAGCGGCCGCGGCAGAAGCGGCAACCGCAGCCGGAGGGGCGGAGGAGAAGGAGAAGGCAGGUGGGGUUGCGGAGACGCCGGACAGGCCAGAGCGCUCCCCAGUGCCCCCCACACCAAAGAGCACUGUCCUGCUGCAGCGUCGUGUCCACCGGCUGGAGGCCGAGCUGGAGAACCGGGACGAGGAUGCCAAGCGCAGCCUCAGGGCCAUCGAGCAGCAGUUCCACAAGGUCAAGCUUCAGUAUGAGCAGCGGAUAGGCGAGCUGCAACAGCAGCUGUCCGAGAGACACCAGACUGCACAGAAGACUGGAGGAGCAGAGGAAGGAGAGGAGGAGGAAGAGGAGGCGGCGUCAGCAUGUGUCCACUCCCUCCAGGUGGAGGUGCGCAGGCUGAAGGAGGACCAGAAGCAGCGUGAGAGCUCUCUACAGGCAGAGGUGGCCAGUCUGCGGGAGCAGCUGGGAAAGGCCCAGCAGCAGCAGCAGCAUCUGCGCAGCCCGGGCGCCUCCACCCAGAGGCACCAGCGGCAGACGGAGGAGGCGCAGGUGGUACGCGUGGAGCGCCUCACUGGCGAGCUGGCUGCCAAGAGCCUCCGUCUGCAGGAGCUGAGCCGUACCGUGGAGCGUCUGCAGCGCGAGCGACGCACCAUGCUCUCGGGGCGCUGGGCGGGGGUCAAAGGUCACGAGGCCAAAGGGAAGAGCGGAGCAGGAGCGCCCUGCGCCGCCGGUGCCGCCACUAAGGCCACCAUGACCACGGAGAGUUUCCCGGCCACGCAGGACGAGAAGGCGUACCAGCCGGCGGUGUUCGCGGGCUCCCACAUCUCGGAGGUGCAGGCCGAGAGCGACGGGCUUCGGGAAAGACUGGAGAAGCUGGAGCAGGAGAUGCGGCAGGAGAGAGAGGCCCUGCAGCAGGCUGCUACCCACGCACAGGCUGAACUCCAGAGGGUCAAGGAGCACAGUGCCCAGCAGCAGGCCUUACUCUCUGCUGACCACCAGAGGGAGCUUGAGAGCCUGCGCGCCCGCCACGCCCUGGAGCACUCCACCUCUAAGGUGGCCGAACUGACCAAUCAAGUCAGCUCUCAGGAGAUCAUAGUGCGUCAUCUGCGUGACCAGCUGAAGGAGCUUCAGGGAACCAAGGAGGCGUUGACCGUGUCCAAACUCCGAGAGGACACUCUUCAGAUUCAGCUGACGAGGCUACUGGAGGAGCUGAAGCAGGCCAAAGAGGCUCACAGUCCAGAGCUGCGCCACUUCACCAGUCUGGAGAGCAAGAUCCACAACAUGGAGCUCCGCUACACAGAGAGAGAGAAGGAACUGCAGCAGGUGAUUGCUGAGACCCGCGUAGCAACGCAGGCCGAGCUGCAGGGCGAGCUGGAGCGCUGGAAGAGGCUGGCCCAGAGCCGCAGUCGUGAGCUGGACGCCUUCCGCCUGGAGCUGGACGCCAUCCUGGACGUGCUGCGGGAGCUGCAGAGGCAGGGGGUGGUCAUCCCGGCCCCCGAGCACACGCGCAUACCCUGGAGCAGAUGACCACGAUCAUGGAGAUGGAUGAAGGGGGUUGUGGUGGUGGUGAUGCUCAUGGCUGCCCCAGAAUGCCCCUCUCCCCCGAUGGACAUCUUACCCAGUCUUCUCAAAUGCCCCUCCAAACCUCACAGGGGUAGGAUGGGAGUUUUCUAUCCCAGAGCGCAGUGUUGCCCUCCACUCUGGGGGAGAUUGUGUGUGUGAGACACCAGCCCAGAGUAUUCCUCGUCUGUUGACCCGCCCUGCCCCGUCCCCUCCACUCCACACACUCGCCAGAUGAGAUGAGAUGGAGUGCAGAACACACUCUGUCUCUCGGCAUCAUAGGUGGUGGGAGUGUGGCUGCAACACCACAGCUGACUGGUCUAAUCUUAACACCAAGCAACACCAGCAGCAGGAGGCCCAGCGAACUCAUAGGCUGCAUGCAAGCUGUGUGUGUGCGUGCGUGCGUUAAGUGUGUGAGAGACUUCAAAGAGUCUGAGGAACACACUCUCUUCUCAGGUUUGAUUUUGCUAUGGCCCAGCACAAUCAACAAUUGCAUUUGCAAGUCCAUUGAGGUUUUUAUAUUGGUGCAUUGGUGUAGAUAGAAAUAUUUUAUUUAUUUCUGAAGGAAAUCAAGUGUUUUUGAUACAAACAAGGCAGAAUAAAUAGCAUUCUUUAUUAUUUUAA
This is a messenger RNA of Alosa sapidissima (American shad), 5500 nucleotides long. RefSeq names its product centrosomal protein 162 (gene cep162). Gene Ontology annotation, biological process: cilium assembly. Bases 482 to 4843 code for a protein of 1453 amino acids. Gene Ontology annotation, cellular component: centrosome; axonemal microtubule; centriole. The transcript is spliced from 27 exons. The record is from RefSeq and is a predicted model, not a curated record. Lineage: Eukaryota; Metazoa; Chordata; Actinopteri; Clupeiformes; Clupeidae.